AUGACCCACAAAGUGGUGAUUGGGAAGGACGGAGGCGUGAUUUUCCAUCAAAAACUACCGUCACCUCACCCAAAAGUGUUUGGUGUCGGUGGCCCACCUCAAAAAGCAGGUGGCCUGGAGAGAACGGACGUCACGCCACGUGUCCCAGCUCGGUCCCCAGCUAUUCCCAGGACGUGGCUCGAUCGCGGUGGCCCCUCCAAGCUGCCGGUCACGGCGCCGGGGGGGCCGGGCCUGGCAGCGGGGGACAGCUGCCACUCGUUCGGGGGGGGGCACGUGUACCCCGGCCAGGCCGCCCGCACCGCCGACCCCCGAAACCGGCCCAGCGCCCACCCGCACCGCUCCGAGGCCCACAUCUCCAAACCAGCGCCUGACUGGGAAGGAACGGCGGUGAUCAACGGAGAAUUCAAAGAACUGAAGCUAACAGAUUACCGAGGAAAAUACCUGGUUUUCUUCUUCUACCCACUUGACUUCACUUUUGUAUGUCCAACCGAGAUCAUCGCCUUUGGAGACAGGAUUGCAGAAUUCAGAGCUAUAAAUACCGAAGUGGUGGCCUGCUCUGUUGACUCACAGUUCACCCACCUGGCAUGGAUUAAUACGCCUCGGAAACAAGGAGGGCUCGGGCCGAUGAAGAUUCCUCUCCUCUCGGAUUUGACUCAUCAGAUAUCGAAGGACUACGGGGUUUACCUGGAGGACUUGGGACACACUCUGAGGGGCCUCUUCAUCAUCGAUGACAAAGGCAUCCUCCGGCAGAUCACGAUGAACGACCUUCCGGUGGGCAGAUCGGUGGACGAGACGUUACGCCUGGUGCAGGCGUUCCAGUACACGGACAAACACGGAGAAGUCUGCCCCGCCGGCUGGAAACCCGGGAGCGAAACAAUAAUCCCAGAUCCGGCCGGAAAACUGAAGUAUUUCGACAAACUGAACUGAAGUUGGCUCGGUCGGGGCGGGACCAGUUCGAGGACCACAAAUAAAAUGCCCCGAGUUUUGCUA
This is a messenger RNA of Tachyglossus aculeatus (Australian echidna), 990 nucleotides long. It is a transcript of the gene PRDX4, whose product is annotated as peroxiredoxin 4. NCBI's taxonomy places the organism in Eukaryota, Metazoa, Chordata, Mammalia, Monotremata, Tachyglossidae. Gene Ontology annotation, biological process: hydrogen peroxide catabolic process; cell redox homeostasis; cellular response to stress. The record is from RefSeq and is a predicted model, not a curated record. Gene Ontology annotation, molecular function: thioredoxin peroxidase activity. The coding region runs from base 1 to 927 and encodes 308 amino acids. The transcript has 10 exons. Gene Ontology annotation, cellular component: cytosol; endoplasmic reticulum.